Molecule: messenger RNA, 3165 nt
Organism: Leishmania major strain Friedlin
Lineage: Eukaryota; Euglenozoa; Kinetoplastea; Trypanosomatida; Trypanosomatidae
Exons: 1
Coding region: 1-3165 (1054 amino acids)
Source: RefSeq, a predicted model, not a curated record
AUGAACUUCGCCGAGGCGUUUCGCGACGCCGUGGGCGAGAUUCCCUACACAGGCGACGAACUCAUCAACGCGCUCCGGGCAGCGCGAGCGCUGCUGGCGUCGCUCCCGGACGACAUCCAUCUCGAGCAGAAAAAGCGAUUUGACCGCCAGAACCGCCGUCUCUCGGGUGAGGUGAUCGACAUUCCCGUCUCAGAGAGCGAGUCGUCCGAGGAGGACAAGGACGGCGACGAUGAGGAGUGUGCUGAAGGGAGUCGUCGCACAGGCACCGGCAAGGGGACCGCAGUGGACGCUGGCGCCAUUUCUGCCGCGGAUGAGGUAGCCGCCCCGUCAUCGCAGUUUUCCACGCCCGCCGCCCUGCCGCCUGCCGCCGCCUCUGAGGGGGCCAAUGAUGGGGGAGCGGUUCAAUCAAUCGCGACCACGUUACCAGCGGAUCAAGCUUCCCAUCUCGCUGCCAGCCAUGGAAGCCUCCGUGAUGGCAGCGGCUUCGUUUCGCCUGCGUCGCUUCAUAGUGGCAAUCCGCUGCUGCGGUCCGAGGCUACUUCUUCGUGUGACGCGCCAAGGGAGCCUGCCAAAACGCAUGGGCAGCGGCGGCACCGGGGCACGAGCUCGGAACAGCGACACAGAGCGUCCCCCAGGCCGUGGGACAACUGCGACGCUCGCCACACCCCGUCAGCGUCGAGCACAACGGCAUCGUCGCUGUCGUGCGAUGUGGAUGAUGAGAAGAGGGAGCGUGUGCGGCAGCUCGAGCUGUACGACCAAUCUCCGAGCAAGUGGCUACACCAGUUCAUCUGCAUAGGAGCGAAGCUGUUCGGGGAGCAGAUGGAGGACUAUUUUCGUGCCGUGCACACCUUGAUCUACUACAUGGCGGUACGGCGAAAGCGGGUGGAGCAGCGCUGCCAGUACUUGCGCAACCGCGCUGCGCAAGAGGGCACAGAGGGUGUCGAUGCGCGGCUCUCUGACGCUGCCGCGCGGGCCUUCUCAUAUACUUCCCGCGUCAGCUGCGAGAUGGCGGUAACAGCGGUACACGAGGACGGCGCCGCCGCCUCUGCCAGCGAAGAGGCGAUGAAAAAUAUAGAAAGCAGCGACGAUAAUGACGAGGAUGAUGAUGGGGAGGUGUUAGAGGGCUUUUACAUUUCGAGAGAGGUGAAGCGGAGCAUACGUGUGGGACUGCCGGAUAAUGCCUUUCGCCUGCGUGACAGCAUCCAUAAUUUCUUCUUCUCGUGCUACGCGACUGUCAUCAUCCAAGGAUCCGUGUCGGUGGCGCAGAUCAAGCAGGCCGCAGUCGAGGUUGUGCGCAUCUGCCGCUGUGUGUUGACAUGGCCACGCUACCCGCUGAACUUGCGGGCACAGUGGGCGGACGACCGGGAGGAUCAGCUCCGGCAGUUUCUUAACAAGUGGCUGGGGGAGGCGAACGGGCAUCUGGUGACACUCAUGAUGGCGCCUCCGGAGGCGCCGGCAGCGGUGGGGCGUCGCGCAGGCGCACAGAGCGAAGCGGACGUUGACAACUCCACCACGGCACGGUCGUCGCCGUCUACGGUGGAUGCCGAAAGCAUCAUGGCUGACGAUGGCAGCUCCCGGCAUGACGGCAACGACGACAGCGAAGAUGAGGACAGUGAGGUGGCCGUCGGCCCUAACAGCGUCAACGUGCCGCAGCAGAAGGUGUUUCUGGGACCACAAACUCGCGGCGAGGACGCCAUCGCGAUGGCGUACGAGUUUGUGCGGAGCCCGGCGCCGCACAGCACACCUCUUGCACGCUUGGUGGCGGACACAGUGCCAGGGAAGAGUGUGGGCACGCUGCUUCCGUGCAUCGAGCAGCCGGAGCGCCGUACCUUCAACGACGGGUUCUGCCGCCUGGCACCCUCUCUGUCGCAGAAGGAGCUCGAGCUGAUCACGGAGCUGAUGCAGCUGCCGCUCACGGAGAUGCCGGUCGUGAAUGAAGAUGACAAGGGCAAUCAUGACCAGCGUUCGUUGCAUGAGGCAGAGAAGGCGAUCGUGAAGCACUGGGCAUCGCCGACCUACGACCCGCGCGGGGGUGAGCUGACGGUGCUUAUCAACCCCACAAACGCGUUUCGCCUGCAACUCAGCAACCCGAUCAUCUUCUCCCUCGGCGGCGUGCAAUGUGACAUGUGCUGCGUGACGGAGCGUCGCGUCAGCUUCCAAGCCGUGCUCGACAGCGGCGUGCGCAGCGAGGUGGUGCUGGAGUACGAGGGCUGCAUCGGGUACGAUGUAUGCGUCGCAUGCAGCUACUACUACUACAAGAGCAGCGAGAUGCGGCUGCUGCGCGCAGUGCACCCCAACCCGCAUCUGCGCGCUCCGUUUGCCUUUGGUCGCUUCUCCAAGACGAGGGUGCACACCAUCCGCGCGUCUGCCUGCGAAGAGAGCGAGGGUGAUAUGACGGUGGAGGUGGUCAUGGGCGUUUCACCGUACGGCGUGAUGCCCGUCGGCUGGGUCCUUCCUGUAGAUCGGCUGGCCGAGCUGAGCGCUGCGUGCCCGAUGCUCGCCGAGGAGACGGAGCUGACCGCCGCCGUGCACGCGACUCUGCCUGUGCCUCCACAGGACUGGAAACAGCACUGCACCAUCGCCAAUAUCAGCAGCCUCUUGGCGGAGACGGACGGGCGUUGCGACACUGCCGCCGCGAUGGCAAGUCGGCAUGCGCUUGCGGCUGGCGUGGCGGACGACCACCUCAUCGAUGAAGCGGACGUGUGCCCGAUCUGCCUCCAGCUGCUGCACAGUCUGCUGCCGGUUCUGCGCACCCUGUGUGGCCAUUGCUUCCAUGUUGAGUGCAUCGGCUCGCAUUACCACUACAAGCCCGCUGUUGUAGACGGCGAGGUCAACGAGAACAACGGCUGCCCCGUGUGCCGGUGCAGCGAGUACAUGCCACCCCUCACAGACGCAGAUGCGAUGGUGAGGACGAACGUGUACAAGCUCAUGCUGCGGGUGCCGGCUGACGAGGUCGCCAAGGGGCGCGGCGCGCGGGCGCGGGAGUGGGGCGGCGGCUGUGCCAUUGCAGUGGGGACCAUUUUGACAGAUGACGGCGCAUACCACAAUGCCACAAAUAUCGCGUCCUGUGAGGCUUUCUAUGGCGUGAUGCCGGGUUUUGACUUUACCCGGCACGACACCGCCGGGGCAAGGGCGAUGGAGGCGGCCUCCCCUGCCGUGCCUUGA